Chinchilla lanigera (long-tailed chinchilla) is the source of this 1967-nucleotide messenger RNA. RefSeq names its product GTP binding protein overexpressed in skeletal muscle (gene Gem). Gene Ontology annotation, biological process: negative regulation of high voltage-gated calcium channel activity. Gene Ontology annotation, cellular component: plasma membrane. The record is from RefSeq and is a predicted model, not a curated record. NCBI's taxonomy places the organism in Eukaryota, Metazoa, Chordata, Mammalia, Rodentia, Chinchillidae. Gene Ontology annotation, molecular function: calcium channel regulator activity; GTP binding; GTPase activity.
GACCCCACAAUGACUCUGAAUAACGUUACCAUGCGCCAGGGCCCUGUGGGCAUGCACCCGCAGCAGCAGCGCUGGAGCAUCCCAGCCGAUGGCAGGCAUCUGAUGGUCCAGAAAGAGCCUCACCCGUACAACCCCCACAACCGCCACUCGGCCACACCCGAGGACCACUGCCGCCGGAGCUGGUCCUCGGACUCCACAGACUCCGUCAUCUCCUCCGAGUCGGGGAACACUUACUACCGAGUGGUGCUCAUAGGGGAGCAAGGGGUGGGCAAGUCCACCCUGGCCAACAUCUUUGCGGGUGUGCACGACAGCAUGGACAGCGACUGUGAGGUGCUGGGAGAAGAUACGUACGAGCGCACCCUGAUUGUUGAUGGGGAAAGUGCGACAAUCAUCCUCCUGGACAUGUGGGAAAAUAAGGGGGAGAAUGAAUGGCUCCAAGAGCACUGCAUGCAGGUCGGGGAUGCCUACCUGAUCGUCUACUCCAUCACGGACCGGGCAAGCUUUGAGAAGGCGUCGGAGCUGCGGAUCCAGCUCCGCAGGGCUCGGCAGACAGAGGACAUUCCUAUAAUUUUGGUUGGCAACAAAAGCGACCUGGUGCGGUGCCGGGAAGUGUCUGUAUCAGAAGGGCGAGCCUGUGCAGUGGUGUUCGACUGCAAGUUCAUCGAGACCUCGGCGGCCGUGCAGCACAAUGUAAAGGAGCUGUUUGAGGGCAUUGUGCGGCAGGUCCGCCUGCGUCGGGACAGCAAGGAGAAGAAUGAGCGGCGGCUGGCCUACCAGAAACGGAGGGAGAGCAUCCCCAGGAAAGCCAGGCGCUUCUGGGGCAAGAUCGUGGCCAAAAACAAUAAGAACAUGGCCUUCAAGCUCAAGUCCAAAUCCUGCCACGACCUGUCUGUGCUCUAGGCACCUGGCUUCACCCAGAUGUCCUCUGAUGGGCAUUGUCGAAGGCCACCGGGACCAGUAAUCUAUAUUAGAUUGGAUACCUAAGUAUUGUUAGAUAUGGCUUCCCCCAUUGCCGCCAGGAACUAACAUGUCAGCCUCAGGGGCAGCCAAAUGCACGGGAAAUGAAAGGUGUUUGCAGAGUCGGUAUUUAUUUAUAGGAGAAAGCCUGACCUUGCUACUUGGACACCCAAGGCUCAGUACCGGACCUGUUGGGUGUUCACAAGAGUUUUCUCUCUCCUUUGGAUAGUAAAGAGUUGGAGCUUAGGGAAGAAUGCCUGGAAGAGGAAUUUCAUCAUUGAAAUUUUGCCCGCUGGUCUUCUGUGUGCAUCAGAGGCCCCUGGGUCCUGAAGAGAUGCAGGAAAGCUGCCCCAGGGUGUACCCCACGGAGGAGAGCUUCCUGUGUAUGUUGUUUCCUGGAGCUGGGACUUGAGAACUUGGCUCAUCAUGGUCACAACUAUUACUGCUCCAUCAAACUGUGAAAAGAAAUGAUGGACCGUGCUGGAAACUAAAGCUUAGCUAAUAAUUUUUUGUUCAGUCCCCACAGGGGUUUGUAGGAUUGGCAACCAGUAUGUGUACCACUUACAGGUUCAAAAACUGUAUCUUUACUUAUGUGUCUAAUACUUUUUUAUUUGGGGAAUGUUAUUCUCAUCAAAAUUCUACUUAGUCAAACCAUCUUUUAUGUUUUGUUAUUUUUGAGAUCAUGGAGCCAUUGCGAAAAUAUUUUAAAAGUCUGAAUUAUUCAUAACCUGAUGUGCAAAUGCCAAGUUUUUAAGGUCUGAAUUUUUAUAAAACAUGUAACAUAAAAAAUUCCAGUACUUUGAGUUGACCCUUGUAUGUCACAGCUUUGCUCUAUUUAUUAUUAUUUGCAAAAAAUAACCAUUUUAACAUUUGAUAAAAUAUAUUUAUGAACAUAUUUCUUAAUAAGGAAAAUGUCCAUUUUAUUACCAUUUUCUAUCUUUUUCAAAAUACCCAAGUUUUUUUCUAUAUGUCUUACAAUAAAAGAAAUAAAACCUUUGAAAACAAAGGCA